AUGGCAGAGGAGUUGGGCUUUGGGGAGACAACCAGUGUGGAAAUGCUGCCUGAGGACGGCAGCUGCAGGCUUAGGGCCAGAGCCGGGCUGGAGGCCAGAAGACGUCGCGUGCGCUGGGCUGUCACCUGCUGCCUGGUGUUACUCCCCAUCCUCACAGGGUUCACCACCUACCUGCUCACAGGGCAGCUCCAGGUUCAAGGAGAGGCCUGUGUGUUCCAGCUCCAGGACACACAGUCACAAGAGUUUGAACAAUCACAUCUGCGAGCUAACUCGCCUCCCAGACCAGACGGAGCUAAGCCAAGGGCACACCUGACAGUUGUGAGACAAACUCCUACACAGAACUUGAAAAAUCAGUACCCAGCCCUGCAUUGGGAACAUGAACUUGGCUUGGCCUUCACCAAAAACCAGAUGAAAUAUACCAAUAGAUUCCUGGUUAUUCCAGAGUCGGGAGACUAUUUUGUUUACUCACAGGUUACGUUCCGAGGGACCAUAUCUGAAUGUGGUGAAAUUGGCCCCGGGAGACAAUCGAGCAAGCCAGACUCCAUCAUUGUGAUCAUCACCAAGGUAACAGACAGCUACCCCGAGCCAACCCAGCUUCUAAUGGGGACCAAGUCAGUGUGUGAAAUAGGCAGCAACUGGUUCCAACCCAUCUACCUGGGGGCUAUGUUCUCCCUGAAAGAAGGGGAUAAACUGAUGGUGAACGUCAGUGACGUCUCCUUGGUGGAUUACACAAAAGAGGAUAAAACCUUCUUUGGAGCCUUCUUGCUAUAG
Molecule: messenger RNA, 771 nt
Organism: Orycteropus afer afer
Lineage: Eukaryota; Metazoa; Chordata; Mammalia; Tubulidentata; Orycteropodidae
Source: RefSeq, a predicted model, not a curated record